Hyaena hyaena (striped hyena) is the source of this 1668-nucleotide messenger RNA. It is a transcript of the gene CXCL14, whose product is annotated as C-X-C motif chemokine ligand 14. NCBI's taxonomy places the organism in Eukaryota, Metazoa, Chordata, Mammalia, Carnivora, Hyaenidae. Gene Ontology annotation, biological process: antimicrobial humoral immune response mediated by antimicrobial peptide; cell chemotaxis. Gene Ontology annotation, cellular component: extracellular region. The coding region runs from base 186 to 485 and encodes 99 amino acids. The transcript is spliced from 4 exons. Gene Ontology annotation, molecular function: chemokine activity. The record is from RefSeq and is a predicted model, not a curated record.
CGGGCGGAGGGAGGCUGUGGAGAGCGCGCAGAGCCCAGAGCGCAGCGCAGCCGGCACCCGGCACCCACCGACGGGCGCAGCGGGGGCGAGCGGAGCCGGAGGCGCGCCCCGGGCAGAGAGAGCUGAGCCGGCCGGCCGGGCGCCCUCCCCAGUCCCUGCUCCCGCGCCGCGCCCCUGCGGCCAGCAUGAGGCUCCUGUCGGCCGCGCUGCUCCUGCUGCUCCUGGCGCUGUGCGCCGCACGCGUGGACGGGUCCAAAUGCAAAUGCUCCCGAAAGGGGCCCAAGAUUCGAUACAGCGACGUGAAGAAGCUGGAAAUGAAGCCAAAGUACCCGCACUGCGAGGAGAAGAUGGUUAUCAUCACCACCAAGAGCGUGUCCAGGUACCGGGGUCAGGAGCACUGCCUGCACCCCAAGCUGCAGAGCACCAAGCGGUUCAUCAAGUGGUACAACGCCUGGAACGAGAAGCGCAGGGUCUACGAAGAGUAGGGUGAUAAGUCCCUCGUGGGAAAGCUUCAUACCAGCUGGGAGGCGAGCAAAGGACUCUGCAGAUAAAAAACAAACCUUUUCUUUCUCACAGGCAUAAGACACAAAUUAUAUAUUGUUACAAAGCACUUUUUACCAAGGGUCAGUUUUUACAUUUUAUAGCUGUGUGCGAAAGGCUUCCAGAUGUGAGACCCUUCUCUCCUGUGCUCCAGACUUCAUCACACACUGCUUUUUACUGAAAGGGGGGAAAUUCAUGCCUUUCCUUUGUAAAAAAAAAAAAAAAAAAGAAAGAAAAAGAAAAAAAGAAAAGAAAAGAAAAAAUGCUUUUUUGUAUUUGUCCAGACAUCGCUACAUCUGAGCUUUAUAAGCGCCUGGGAGGAACACAGAGCUUGGUUGAAACAUUUCAUAGCAGCGUUGCUCCGCUGCUAAUGCGGGGCGCUUCCGCUCAGUGGUCCUGGGGCCUCCACACAGCUGCCAUGGGCCCUCCUGGGCUCAAGGCUGGUCACAGCCUCAGGGGGACUCCGCAGUGGCCCCCAUCACCAGGCAAGCAGAAGCCCAUCUCUCUGCGUCUGUUCUUUAGGGACUCAAGUUUGUCUGCCCCAGGAACGUGCUUCAAGCCCCUGACCCCAACCCUGGUUCAUUUUUACAUAUUCUAGGGAAUAGUCACGAGGUUCCGGGAUGGCAGAGCAUAGGGCCCUUCAGAAAGGGGUUGCGUCUCCUUCUUGUAAAAGGUUCACUGCUUCAGUUUUUACUGCUCUAGAAGCACGUGAAGUUCCCAACACUGGUAGCAAAACCUUACAAGAAAUCUUAAAAAUGUACUGAUCCACGCACAGGACACAGCUACAGACACACACGCUGAUGAUGAUGGAGAGCCUUCCAGGCAUGUUUCUUUCCCUCCUCGUGACAGAACAUGAAAGACGGCAUUCUACCUGGGACUCCCCGUGUAAUUCUUCAAUGUUAAACGGCACAGUCCUCUCUUUAAAGCUAGGGCGACCACGCACACUCUCCUUUGUACAUAGUCUCUUAAGAAUGCCCCCUCCACAUGCCGCCCCUUCACUAUAUGCGUUGUUGUACUGCAGUGUCAUAUGCUAUGCAUGUGUCAGAAACCAUUAGCGUUGCAUGCAGGUUUCAUAUUCUUUCUAAGACAAAAAGAAAAGUAAUAAAAUAUAUUUGCAAUGUACCCGAA